This is a messenger RNA of Paramecium octaurelia, 2577 nucleotides long. The record is from the annotation of a GenBank genome assembly. NCBI's taxonomy places the organism in Eukaryota, Ciliophora, Oligohymenophorea, Peniculida, Parameciidae.
AUGAACAAGGUUAACAAAAAGUAGAAUGGCUGUUCUGAUUACACAUUAGAAUAAUAUAAGUAACAUUAUUAAGAAUUACUUUAAUAUUCGAAUAUCAUUGAUAACAAAAGUAAAUAGUUAAUUUGUGAAAAAGUGGAAUUAAUUUGUGAAUUUUCAAUUUGGGGAGAUUAAAACAAUUCAGAUUUUUUUGAGUAUUUCAUUUUUAUCAAUAUAGUUAUUUUUUUGAAGAAAACAUUGCUGAGAAAUUAUUAAAGAUAAUGUAAAGGUCAAGCUUCAAAGAAAUUAUUAUUGGGAUAAUUUAAAGUUUUGCUAUUUUAUUGUAAUUUAUUAAUCAUAUCAAUAAGAGCUAAUUUGACAAAUAAAGAAAAUGUAAACUAUCUUCUGUCUCAUCCAGUCAUUUAGGAUUUAAUAAUGUAUAAUUAUGAUUUCACUGAUGAAGAAAUUGUUGAUUAUUAUAUAUCAUUAUUAAAAAGCUUGGCUUUGAGAAUAGAUGAAGAUAAUGUACAAUUAUUUUUCAACUAAAGAAUGAGUUUGUUUCCAUUACUGUGGUAAGCAACAAAAUUUUAUAAUCACAAAGAGAUCAUGGUUAGAACUGCAGUGCGUACUAUAAUACUUGGAAUAAUGAAAAGUAUAUAAUUUUUCUUAUCUAUCUAGUAUAAAACCCUGUAUUAAAAAAAUAUUUGACCAGAUUUCCUUUUGUUUUAUUUUUUGUUCAUUUCUCUUGUUAUUUGAAGCAUGUAUGGCUUGAGGCAAACAAAGAAGUUUUAGAAGGAAAUGUUGAUGUAAAAGAGAAGAUGGAUGACUUAGUAGAUGUAUUUUAUUUUCUGAAUGACAUUUAUGCAUUUUGUCCAGAAAUUUCAAAUGUAGAAUAAUUGAUUAUAAAAAUAUUAGAUUUUGGACAAUUCAUUAUUAACUUACACAGUGAUUCCAGCGAUGCUAGGAGGCAUUUUAUUUUAGAAAAAAGAAACCCUAUCAAUUUCUUUUACUUUACAUCUAACAACUCAUUUAAUUAAUAAUUUUAAUACCACAAAUUUAUCCAAAAAUAUCCUUUUAUUAUUAUUUAGUCCUUCAUUAUAAAAGAAACUGUGUCAAUUACUCGAAUUUAAUGUUGGAUAACCAAGAUCUUAUUUAUAUUCAUGGAGUUUUAAAAAUUUUUGGGAUUUACAUUAAGAUGUAUUGAUAAGUUAGGCAAAUCAAUUAUUUGAUAUACAAACAUAUGCAUAAAAAGAGGAAGCAUGCGAUAAAGAAAUUGAAUUAAUAAAUAGAGUUUUGGGCCUUACUGAUAAUGAUCACGUGCUAUUCUAUUGUAAAUAAUUAUUAUUAAACAAUGGAUAAGAAGACAUGUCCCAAAACAAAAUUAGAAAUAAUUUAAUGAUUUAUUUACAAACAAAAGAUGAUAAUCUACUGUUUUUAUUAUUAAAUUUAAUAAAAUCAGUCUUAUUGUUUAAGGAAAAGGAUAUUUUAAGAAUUUGUUUAUUUUAAGAGGCCAACACUAAUAUCAUUAUUAAAGAAAGAAAUCAAAUCAUAUAUUAACUAUUAGACAUAUUUUUAAUAGAUCCAUCUCUUAGAUUAUGCACUAUCAUAUUGACAUGCUAAAUAAUUAUUCAUUUUAUCAAUUUAGAUAAGCUUAUUUUAGAAAGAGAAACAAUUAAUAAAUUAUAUGAAGUCUAUAAUUAUACCAUAAUUAAAAUGAAUUAGAUGAUUAAGUUAAACUAAUACCACGAAGUAGUUGUUUCUUAAUAUGAAAUAAUUUAUAACAAAUACAAGUUAGCAAUAUUUAUUUAUUAAUUAGUUUAAAUCUGAAAAUUUUGAAACCUAACUUAGAUUAUUUAGCAUUCUCUCCUAUUAUUGACAAAUAUGAUGCUAAUGUAGAUUUAAUGUACAGACAACCUGUCGGAUUAAAAGAAAUUGCAAUCAAGGACUUAGCCAUUUUUUUUAUGAUAGAUCUUGUUUUGUAAUAUAAAAUCAUAUCAUUAGCUUUUAGAUAAUAAGUUAGGAAAAAAUCAAUUAGAAUGGAACUUCAUAAAUCGUUUAAAAAAUAAAUGUUACAAACUCUUGGAUAAUUGGGUAAAACUAUGAACCCCCUGAUGGUUGUUAAUUAUUAUCAUGCAGAAUAUCAGCUAAAACAAUUAAAGAUAAAUUGUAGGCUUGUACUUCUGGGGAAUGGUAAUUAAACUACUUAAAAUAGUUUUUGGAUGGAGGAUGACGACAAUUUUAUCAUCAUAGAAACAUAAAUAGUUAAAAAAGAAUGGGCUCAUAUUAUAUAUCAUGCUAAGAUAAAGGAUGUAGAAGCUAUGAUAGAUAGAGGAGAACCAAGAAAACUAAAUGUCAAUAUUAAGAUUUCCUCCAGCAAUUCAAUAAAGGUUUCAUUUCCAUUAAUUUUAGGAAUAAUACUAAGAUGUAUAAUUGUUAUUUGAUGAUUGUACUUACGCUUAAAAAACUAAAAAGCAUAUUGACGAUACAAGAAAAUCAAAUUCUAAAAAAUCUUCCUAAAUUAUUGAAAAUAGGCUUGCUUAGGGUUUAGAAUUGUGUAAUGACUACUUUAAAUUGCUCAAAUAAUAAGAGCAUCCAUAAUGA